Oreochromis aureus is the source of this 2631-nucleotide messenger RNA. RefSeq lists its product as uncharacterized. Bases 246 to 1181 code for a protein of 311 amino acids. The record is from RefSeq and is a predicted model, not a curated record. The transcript is spliced from 2 exons. NCBI's taxonomy places the organism in Eukaryota, Metazoa, Chordata, Actinopteri, Cichliformes, Cichlidae.
UCAAACUUUGGGCAUAAACUUGCUCAUAAAAUGAUCAAUAAUUUGCUUUCACGUGACUGCUGAACUAGAAACCCUUAAAUCCAUGAUGGUGUUGCUCUCUAAUAUAGCCUCAUCUAAAUAUCUGGAUUGUCAACCUUCAUCUUCGCCACUCGCGGAGCUUAUUGCUCUGGUUUCAUUUACCAGGAAAACAAAACUUAAAGUGAGUUACGACUGUCCUCACACAAACAACAGCAGACUUACAAAGGAUGAAGAUGUUUGGAAGAAUGAUGAGCUGCUGUGUGGCUCUCCUCCUGACCUUCAGCUCUGUGUCAGCUGUAAGACGAAAGCUCAACUCAAUCACUGAUCUGAGGUCAGUAGGCUUUGGCCAGUUUGUGCCUGUGCAGAGCCUCUGGUUGCUCCACUGGUUUGCCAAUGAAAUUGACAUUGACAUAAACGGUGACAUAAGUCUGACCUUCGACCCAAAUAGUUUUGAUUAUGGCUCACAUCAUUAUCGUAACAAUGAACAGCUGUUAGAACCACUGCCUUGGCGAUAUCAGUACUACAGUCUUGGUAAUAUCCAUCAGCAAGGAUCGCUGCGGCUUCCACAUCAUGUCACUCACCUCCAAUUAGAGCAUGAGGACGGCAACAGAGCUCGGAUUAUAAUCAGAGUCAGGGAGCAAAACAUUGGACGGCGAACUUCACAGAUAAUAGACCGAGUCUAUAUCACACAGCAUUAUGAGACAUCUGAACAUCGAGGGACAGAGUAUGAUCCACUACAUACAUAUGAGAUCACUACUGACCUCUUAAGAGCGAUCAGUAAGUUUUCCAUGGACAGUGAUAACAUCAAUUUACUGAUGUCUCUCAGAGACCGCUAUAGAAGCAGCGCUGAUAACUCCCAGCUAUCGGAGAUAAGAAACACGUGGGGUGACCUUGCUUUCCUUGGACUGCUGUUGUUUAUUGUGAUCCAGGAGAGCAAUUCCUCUCACGAACACAACAGAUGGCAGCCAUCACAGAGAAGCAAUGCACUAAGUGAUACUGUGGUCAAUAUCACAGAGAGCAGGCAAAACAAUGCUUUUGUCUCCCCAGAAAGCUCCAAUUCUACUUUGCAGGACGACAACAUCUGUGCUAGGCGUUUCCGUGUUGUUUUGUCUCUCAUUGUUGUUGUUGUUCUUCUUUAUUGGGUAUUGUCACCUAAACAUUAAUUUAACUACAAUCAGUUUCAACACACAGAUUAAAUAGAGCAUUUUUAUUACAGUGUACUGCCACUGACAGCAAAACCCUUGAGCAAACAGUGUUUCGCCAUCAGUCUUCUUCCUGCUCUCUUGAUACACUCCCUUUUUUCUUUUCCUCAGAAGCUCAGCCCCUAAACUCUUUUUCCUGACUUUUUCCCUGCAUCACUGAAGACUGCAGUUGUCAAUCCUUCUUGAAAAAACAGAGAAAUUGGAAAAUUUUUACACUAUAAUAUUUGUUACCUUUAUUAUUGGUUUCAAAUCUUCCAUUUAUCCAUAAGAUUGUUGAAAAAGUAGUUUUUUUAAAAUUGUUUUUAUUUUAUUUUUAUUUGUUUAAUCUGUCUGUGCUUCCUUUAAUAGAGAAUGGCUUAUCAUAACUAUGCAGAUGGCACCCUGAUUUAAGGCUGUAACUGAGUCAGCUUUUUUGAAAAGAAACUGCUAAUUUAUGGAUUUAUUUCUUGUUUGACUGUUGUGAUACUCUUUUCCCCAACUUUCUCCAUUUCUAUUUUAAUAGUCACGUAAUUUUUUUAUUUCACACCACAUCAUCUCAUCAUCAUGACUUUCCUUAAUAAGGGUUUAUUCAUAGUAUAGUAAAUAAACUCAGUUAGUUUGAUCUCACAUUGUGUGGGAUAAAAAGAAAAACAAACUACAACCAGAAGACUAGAACUACUGGCAUAUUAUUACGGACUCCAUGUCCUGAGAAUCAGGCAGCUACAACACUUUGGUACAACCAUUGUACGCUUUGCCUCCAUGUGUUUAAUUUCACCUGCUGUGCUAUAUUUGUAGAUCUUCCAAAAUCCACCUGUAGACACAGUUGAAAUUAUUUUCACAUCAAUUAAUGACAAACUUCAAACAGUGCACCGUGAUGAGCUCAGAGUCUUCAGGGUUUCACUCCUGCACAGGUGUUAAAUUUAUUUUUAGAAUGCAAGACAAGAGUAAAAACUGUCAGUGACCAACACAUCUUCACCAGGAGCACUAAAAUGAUGUUUCCUAGCUUGAACUGAAAACCUUAAAGACUUAGAUGCAAAACAAAACAAGAAGAGAAACAAUGGUUUCUCUUUAGGACUUUGUGAACUUGUUUUCUACUCUUUAGCUUUUCAUUUGAUUCUUUUAUCUACAUGAAUCUCAUUUAUUACACUUCUGUUGCUGCUUUCUUCAUGUUCUAUCUACCCACAUGUAUCCCAAACAACACAAAUUUUAGAGUAACAAACAUCUUGUGACACAUCCUGUGUUGGAUUUUCUUGUCGAAGGAAUCAUCAAUUUAACUGACAGAUGUUUUGCUGACUCAUGCUUAUGUUCAAUCACAAUCAGGUUCAACUGCUUGUUAAGGUCUACAAAUACUUUUUGCACAUUUAGAUGUUUGCAGGUGUUUAUUUACAUGUAAAUUAUAUAUAUUUUCCUCUACGUGGUCUGGAAAUAAAAA